AUGUUAGGCUACGAUUUUUAUGGUACAUCUAUAAAUAUAUGUAAAUCAACAUCAUUUUUAUAUUUUGCUGGUGGUGUAAUAGCUCUUACUUGUAUGUAUUUGGCAGCGAUUGAUCGCUAUUUGCAAACAUGCCGAUCAACUGCUCGACGAGAAUGGAUGACAUUAUAUACAGCUCGAUUACUAGUUUUUUCGGCUAUUUUAAUAUCUUCUGGCAUCAGUGUUCCUUUCGCUAUCUACAGAAAUGUUACAGCUAAUUCUCUAAUGUGUGAGUAUGUCAAUGCUAUCUUUAAACGCAUGGCAUCUCUUAUGUAUGCAAUCGUUGGUGUUCCGAUGCCGAUUAUACUUUUGAGUGUUUUUGGUUGUCUUACCUGGCAGAAUUUGAAAACAUCAGGUCAUCAUCAACGUACACGUUUAGCUACAAGUCAAUUCAAUCACCAAGUAAUUCGAAUGAUAUUGAUUCAAACAAGUACAGUGGUGUUUUCAGUAUUACCAGCAUCACUAUUGCAAGCAUAUUUUUUGAUCACAGGCAGGGGAAGUCAAGGAGUAACAGCUGUGGAUAGAUUUCUUCUUUGUAUUACACAGCUGUUACUCUAUGUACAUUCAUGUGCUUUGUUCUAUGUCUAUCUACUUGUAUCACCAACUUUUCGACGUCGCGUAAAAAUCAUGCUACGUUUUAAACGAUGUCGUUCGACACGUGUAGUUGCUUUUACAGAACAAAAUAAUGCAACUAGAAUGCCAACAAUCAUAUCAUGA
Messenger RNA from Rotaria sp. Silwood1, 753 nucleotides. The record is from the annotation of a GenBank genome assembly. Lineage: Eukaryota; Metazoa; Rotifera; Eurotatoria; Philodinida; Philodinidae.